This is a messenger RNA of Phycomyces blakesleeanus NRRL 1555(-), 357 nucleotides long. RefSeq lists its product as hypothetical. The record is from RefSeq and is a predicted model, not a curated record. Lineage: Eukaryota; Fungi; Mucoromycota; Mucoromycetes; Mucorales; Phycomycetaceae. Gene Ontology annotation, molecular function: thioredoxin peroxidase activity. The transcript has 4 exons. The annotation marks the transcript as partial. Gene Ontology annotation, biological process: cellular response to oxidative stress; cell redox homeostasis. Gene Ontology annotation, cellular component: cytoplasm.
GUUGUUCUCUUUUUCUACCCCAAAGACAACACUUAUGGCUGUACUAAAGAGGCUUGCUCUUUUAGAGAUAAUUAUGAGAGAAUAUCUGAAUUGGACGCAAUUGUUAUGGGUGUCAGUGGAGAUAGUGCUCGAUCACACGAGACCUUUGUAAAGCAACACAAGCUUCCGUUCCCUCUUUUGUCUGACAAGGAAGGAAAGCUCAGAUCAGGGCUCCAGGUCCCUAAAUGGUAUUUCGGUCUUCCAGGACGCACUACCUACGUUAUCAGCAAGGAGGGCGUUAUACUCGAUGUAUUCGAUUCACAAAUUGGAUUCAAUCAGCAUGUCACGCGUGCUAUCAAGGUGCUUGAAGAGAACAAA